Messenger RNA from Rotaria sp. Silwood2, 624 nucleotides. The record is from the annotation of a GenBank genome assembly. Lineage: Eukaryota; Metazoa; Rotifera; Eurotatoria; Philodinida; Philodinidae.
AUGACUGAUAAACGAGUUAAUACAAUUGUUGCUGUUGAACCUAGUGCUGUUAUGGCUGCAUUUACGCCUACUGAAGAAGAUUGUCGUCAAGGAUUAAAUACUGAUCAAAUAAAUGAAUUUAUCUUUGUUGUUGAUUGUAGUGGCUCAAUGCAGCUCGUCAAACUAUGUUAUCUUUUUACAGAAAUAACCACUAUUUAUAAUGAAGAAAAUUCACAAAAAGCUGAACAACUCAUUACUAAAAUGAAAGCAGAUUUAGGUGGUACUGAACUAAUGGGUCCUCUUCAAUGGAUUGAACAACAUUCACCAAAUCAAGGUCGUGCUCGUCAAAUAUUUCUUCUAACUGAUGGUGAAAUAUCAAAUGUUACGGCAGUCCUUGAUUCAUGUCGUUCAAUGGCUUCGUCUACUCGAAUCUUUUCUUUUGGUUUGGGAAAACCACCUAGUCAAUCUUUAGUUAAAUGUUUUGCUCGAUCAACCAAUGGUCGAUUUGUUUUCGUUCCACCAAAUUCAAGUGUCGAUAUAUAUGUAGGAGAACAGUUACAGAGAGCUCUUCAACCAUGCAUUACUAAUAUUCAUGUCAAUUGGAACCUUGACGUUAAUGUUCAAAUUCAAACUGCUCCAAAAUAA